Molecule: messenger RNA, 1261 nt
Organism: Lasiosphaeria miniovina
Lineage: Eukaryota; Fungi; Ascomycota; Sordariomycetes; Sordariales; Lasiosphaeriaceae
Exons: 3
Coding region: 125-790 (221 amino acids)
Source: RefSeq, a predicted model, not a curated record
GUCCAAAGACUUGAAAUCACGAGAAACGUGGACAAGAAUUGGAAAGAAAACAAACGAACGAGGUUGGCCAUCGUUGCAGCCCACACACACUCCUUUCACAGCUCACGCAGGCACACACACAACCAUGGCACCGACUGCUCUGCGCCCAAUGACGAUGGCUGCUGCCGCUUCCGGGCGUCAAGCUUGGCGGCAAGUGAUGCGGCCACCUGCGUCGUCGACACAGAAGCUCCUGCCAGGACGCCAAUCCGAGCAGCUCCUCCAGCGACGAGCUGCUUCUUCUUCGUCUUCCUCUCCCGCCGCCGCGCAUUCGAUAAUUCAAAGGCCGACAGCACCCGCCGUGUCGCCGAGAAUCCUGCCUGCUAGGAACACCAGCACUACAGCUACUAUCAAGGGCCCAAAGCAGCAGCAGCGAUCCUACAGCUCGUCGUCACCAAAUAAUAAUAGCUCGACGCCGCCUCCCCCGCCGAGGGGCAAAAAUAAGAAUAACCUCAAGUUCUGGCCAUUCCUCGUGGUCAUUGCCUUGGGCUCCUCGAGCUACAUUUUGCUCGUGAAUCGGCGAAAAGGAAGAGCCAGGGCCAAGAGCACGAGUGCAGCUAGCAUAGGUCGUCCAUAUUCUGGUCAUGCCGUGGUGCCAUGCUCCGUAGUAGUGCCACAGCCAGCUACUCCUGCUGUGAAUCCCUUUGUCGCCCGGGGCCUUGCCCUCUCGCUUCUCCCCCUUUUCUGGGCCCUUACCCGUUCUAUGCCAUGCACGGCGGGGAUUCAGGUUACUGGGCGACAACAAUCUCUCUAACCGCCUAAAACUGAACGUUGAAAAAAACUGACACAAUCUUUUGUGUUUUUAUUAAUAGAAAUGCCUGCCGUACCCCCCGUCGCCAGCAAGACGUCGCCGACGUUCUCGCCUAACGAUGUGACGGUGCUGUUCGUGCUAGGCGGGCCGGGCGCCGGCAAGGGCACGCAGUGCGCGAGGCUCGUCGAGGAUUUUGGGUUCACGCACCUGUCGGCUGGCGACCUGCUGCGGGCCGAGCAGACGCGCGAAGGCUCCGAGUUUGGCGCGCUGAUCCGGGACUGCAUCAAGGACGGGUCGAUUGUGCCCAUGGAGGUGACGGUGCAGCUGCUCGAGAACGCCAUGAAGGACACGAUUGCCGCUGUACGAGGAGGAUCAGGAGGAGCCAAGGCCCGCUUCCUCAUCGACGGCUUCCCGCGCAAGAUGGACCAGGCCUUCAAGUUCGAGGAGGCCGUCUGCCCCGCGCGCCUCGUGCUC